AUGAAGCGGCCUGCCAGCGCGAAGGGUGGCAAAGGUGGCAAAGGGAAGGCCACGCGCAAGAGACCCGCCGCGAAGGAAGAGGAGUGGGAAGAGGAGGACGAAGAGCCAGAGGAGGAAGAAGAGGAGGAAGAAGAGGAGGAAGAGGAGGAGGAGGAAGAGGAGGAGGAGAAGGCGAAGCCAAAGUCCAAGUCCAAGAAGGCGCCCCGGCGCGAGGCGCGCCAGGCGCGGCGGGAGAGUUCCAAAAGGCAGCGGCUGGUGCAGAAGCUGAAGCGCGAGAUCAAGCCCUUGCUCCAGAAGCUGAAAGGUAAGAGGGAAGAGCUGCGGACCGCAGAGAAGGAGCUGGAGAAGUUGUCGGCCGCCGCCGGGAAGCUCACCCGCGCGGUGGAGCGAGAGGACAAGACCCGGGCACUGAAGCGCAAGAAGCGCGCCCGCGCGGCCAAGAAGAACGCCACCCAGCGUGCCAAGGAUCUUCAGGAGAAGCUCCGGGCUGCCAAGUCUGAGGUGGCCAAGUUCAAGACCGCCAAGGAGUCGGCCCACAAGAAGGUGCAGCAGGCCCAGAAGGACUACAAGCAAGUGGUGUCCAAAGGCUACGAGUUCAGCCACCAGGGCGUUUCAGCGAAACGAGCCCUGCAGACGGCCAAGUCGGAGCACGAGAAGUGCUCCGCCGCGCUGAAGCAGGCGACCAAAGAAGUGUCGCACUGCGAGGAGAAAGGGCGCAGGAGGCCAAGGACAAGCUGGCGAACGUGA
This is a messenger RNA of Effrenium voratum, 747 nucleotides long. Lineage: Eukaryota; Dinophyceae; Suessiales; Symbiodiniaceae. The record is from the annotation of a GenBank genome assembly.